Messenger RNA from Syzygium oleosum, 954 nucleotides. Its product is annotated as ferredoxin C 2, chloroplastic. Gene Ontology annotation, biological process: electron transport chain. The transcript is spliced from 6 exons. The record is from RefSeq and is a predicted model, not a curated record. The coding region runs from base 47 to 622 and encodes 191 amino acids. Gene Ontology annotation, molecular function: 2 iron, 2 sulfur cluster binding; electron transfer activity. NCBI's taxonomy places the organism in Eukaryota, Viridiplantae, Streptophyta, Magnoliopsida, Myrtales, Myrtaceae.
UGCAACGCAGAAGCUCAAGCUCGCUCUCUCUCUCUCUCUCUCUCCGAUGGACGUUUCCUUAACCUUCGCUCCCUCCGCCUCGCCCCACCGCCAUCGCCGCCUCCUUCCUCCCGCCGGGAGCGGCGGCGGCGGCGGCUGCUCCCGCAGCUUGGCGGCCGCGAGAUGCCGCCGCGAGACGACGUCCGGCGAGCUCCGGGCGGCGGCCGGGCCAAACGGCCGGAGCGGGAGCCACGCGGCCUCCGUGCCGGUCCACAAGGUCACCGUCCACGAUCGGCAGCGAGGCGUCGUUCACGAGUUUUCGGUCCCUGAGGAUCAGUAUAUACUGCACACGGCUGAGUCUCAGAACGUCUCCCUUCCUUUCGCUUGCAGGCACGGUUGUUGUACUAGCUGUGCUGUUCGAAUAAAAUCAGGAGAAAUCAGGCAGCCUGAAGCACUGGGGAUUUCUGCUGAAUUAAAGUCUAAGGGGUACGCACUACUCUGUGUUGGCUUUCCUUCCUCAGAUCUUGAAGUAGAAACACAAGAUGAAGAUGAGGUCUAUUGGCUUCAAUUUGGAAGAUAUUUUGCGCGAGGACCUAUUGAAAGGGACGACUAUGCUCUAGAGUUAGCAAUGGGUGAUGAAUAAGCCGACCAGAUGUGCAAUCAGAGACGAUAGUCUGAGAUGAUUUCUCCUCUCCCGAGUCGGACUUUUUGCUAUGAAACAUCGUUCUACGAAUAACAGUCGAUUCUCUCGAUAGUAGCCUACUCUACCACUCUUCUUGUUGGCAAUUGAGAUGGUCUUCCCUUGAAAUAUAGAUGCAAAAUGUACACUGUCAAUUCAACGAUCUGCGGAUGCAUUCCAGGAUGAAGCCGUCGUGUGUAGUCUAUGAAUCUGUUUGUAUCAUCCUGGAGGUUGUUUAGUUUCUUGUCGUAGCCUGAAUUGAACUAUCAAAUAACAAAGGGCGAUCAUAAUGGAAA